CAACAAACGACCAAUCAGCUGUUGCCAUAAUCACAAGAGAGACGCAAAAAAACACAAGGAAGUAGCAACAAAGAAGAUUUUUAGCUUUUCUACCCUAAUACCGCUCAAUGAAUUAACCCGUAAACAUGGCAUUGAGCAUAAAACAUGCAGAAAUAGCGAUAGAAAAUUUCAAUAAUCAAGUGCAAAAGCAGAUAAAGCAACUAAAGGACCACAAAUUAAACAUCAAAAAAUUUCUACAUAAAAACGAAUACGAGGGUGUCAAACGAGAAGAAGUCGGUGCAAUUCGCACAGUGAAAAACAUUAAAAACACAAUUUUAGAGAUACAAGAACUCCGUGCACGUUUCACGAAACCCGAAGACCUUGAAUUGUUCGAUCAACGAAUCGCGUGCAAGAAAGAUGAAGCCUUGCGGGAAGUCAAAAGUUUCUUGGAUAUGGAGUUGCGACCGAAAACGACGCCAAUUAACACAAAUCCCGAUCAAAUUGCGGAUCUAGACGACGAUUCCAUUCCUCCGAUACAAAUGUGCUUAGAUGAGUUGGAUGAAAAUCAGCUAAAGGCGAGAACAAAAUUGCUUCAUGACAUGGAAAAUAUCGAAAAUGAGUUGGCUGGGUUGUUUGAAGUGUUUAAAAAAGUACAUGAUAUGGUGCAUGAGCAAGCAGAGCCCGUUGAACGUGUCAGUGAAAACGUUGCAGAUACGCAAAUUAGCGUUGAACAGGGAACGUCGCAUCUGAGAACGGCUCUAAAGUAUCAAAAAGCGGCUUAUCCGUUGAUGGGAGCUGUGAUAGGAACAUGUAUUGCAGGUCCCCUUGGAUUGAUCGCAGGAAUGAAAACCGGAGCAUCCCUCAUGGCAGCUGGAGGACUUGCGAGUGUCACGGGAGGCUUUUUGGGCUUUUCCGGAGGAAAAAUUCUCAAAAAAGAGGCGAUAGCGGAAGGAACGAUACCCGAAUCAACCACACAACAUUGAAAUAAUCGUAAAGCACGCGUGAAUCAGGUCAAUAGGUUAAUUUCUUGAACGAUUGUAGACAAAAUGCAUCUAUUUAUACAAAUAAGUUAUUCAAUAGGCCCGAUGAUAACAGUUAAAUUUAUUGUUUUGUAGAGAUAUAAAAGAUUAUUGAAUUAAUUAUAAGCGAAUUCGUUAAUUUUAAGAUGAAAUACAAAAAAAUAUUAUUUUCUCGAACAUUC
This is a messenger RNA of Culicoides brevitarsis, 1180 nucleotides long. It is a transcript of the gene Syx17, whose product is annotated as syntaxin-17. Gene Ontology annotation, molecular function: SNAP receptor activity; SNARE binding. Lineage: Eukaryota; Metazoa; Arthropoda; Insecta; Diptera; Ceratopogonidae. Gene Ontology annotation, cellular component: SNARE complex; endomembrane system; membrane. The record is from RefSeq and is a predicted model, not a curated record. The coding region runs from base 126 to 962 and encodes 278 amino acids. The transcript is spliced from 3 exons. Gene Ontology annotation, biological process: vesicle-mediated transport; intracellular protein transport; vesicle fusion.